Nymphaea colorata (pocket water lily) is the source of this 2088-nucleotide messenger RNA. Its product is annotated as calcium uniporter protein 6, mitochondrial-like. Gene Ontology annotation, cellular component: uniplex complex; mitochondrial inner membrane. Bases 983 to 1846 code for a protein of 287 amino acids. Lineage: Eukaryota; Viridiplantae; Streptophyta; Magnoliopsida; Nymphaeales; Nymphaeaceae. The record is from RefSeq and is a predicted model, not a curated record. The transcript has 2 exons. Gene Ontology annotation, biological process: mitochondrial calcium ion homeostasis; calcium import into the mitochondrion. Gene Ontology annotation, molecular function: calcium channel activity; uniporter activity.
UCCUUUUCCUGUUUGGUGUACAGUAACAACAGACUUAUUUUUCUUUUCUCGUUGCUUUCACUUUUACAAGAGUUGCCAAAAGCCGGUCGGCGAAAGCGGCGAACUGGUUGGGGAGGUGGACCGACCGACGGACGCAUUAAAGCGAGAGCGACGGCAUGGAUCGGUGGACGCCCGGGGACUUUUGAUUCAUUCCCCGACCCCUCCUCCGGACGUCCACGAACGCCUCGGCCUGUUCCGGAGGAGGAGGAGGGGCAGCUCCCCACACGUGUCGUCUUGUUUUACCGGAAGGAACAGCCCUAAUUACCGGAAAGCCCUCGCCCUUCUCCCGAACUCGGUGCCUUCCCUCUUCUCGCACCGGGAUGGGAUAGGAGGCGUGCCUUUUCUACAGUCCACAGCAGCAGGUAAGGGGCCUGCUUGAAUGACAAUAAUGCCUUUGGGCUACGACUGGGUGUGGUCACCCCAGCCAUCAAUAAUCACCUUGGUGGAGAAGGGGCCGCCCUCGCUCGCUCGCUCGCUCCCCCUCUCUCUGACAAAAGAAAGCAACUUGACUUUUUGGUAAAUUGGGACAAUGGCUAAAGAGGAAAAACAAAGUAAAAUAAGAAGGCUACGAUUGCCCUUCGCUCAACAAUCUCGCCCGGCGAGACGGGGGAGGGGAAGGGAUGUCAAAAAGGGGAGGACGAACCAGACAGAACCAUCUGUUUCCCCUUAUCUCGGAUGGCCGUUAGGCCCCCACGGCCUCCUCAGCCCUCUCCCUGCUGAUACAUACAACCGGAGCCUGCUUCCGCGAUUCUUCACUUCAUCACCUCAUCGCUUCUCAGUCUGCCAUCUCCGACGUGAUGCGCCAAUGAAUCAACACGUCAUAUGCACAAAAUGCAUUGAAGCUCAGGGAGCGGAAACUCCCUAAUCCUCCCUGCCCGUUCCUUGUCGUCCUCCAACGCCCCUUGGACAGAGGAAGGGAAAGAGAGAGAGAGAGAGAAGCAAAAUGUGGAGGCACGUAUUCCGGUUACGAGGUCUCUCGACCAUCAUCGCGCGGUCGAUGCCCGCCCCAUCCUCCAGAACCUCCGUCUUUCCCCAGCCUACCCAUCCAUUCUUUAGACCCGCCUUCUUCUCGAGCGGCGCAUCCUCUUCUUCUCCUCCAGAAGACGGUCCUGCUGCUGCUCCCAUAUCAUUCGCCGAGGCGAAGAAGCUCCUGAGGUUGGUCAACGUCGAGGCCCUGAAGAAGCGAUUAGAGAUGGAAGGGCAGGAGGUGAUCGAUUAUCCCCACCUGCUGAAGGAGUGCGAGAGCUUGGGUGUCGCGAGAUCCGCAGAGGAGGCAGCCGCAUUAGCCAAGGUGUUGGAUGAGGCGGGCGUCGUCCUUCUUUUCAGAGAUAAAGUCUACCUCCACCCUGACAAGGUUGCCGAACUUGUGAGUAGGGCAAUGCCUUUGGCUUUGACUCCAGCAGAUGACCCUAGGCGGGAAGAGUUGAAGAAGCUACACAAAACGAAGGAAGAAAUAGACAUGCUUGCGCACAGACAGGUGAGGCGAAUAUUGUGGACAGGGUUAGGCUUCUUCGUCCUUCAGGUUGGCCUAUUUUUCCGCUUGACAUUCUGGGAAUUCUCUUGGGAUGUUAUGGAACCAAUUGCCUUCUUCACUACCACAGCUGGAUUGCUUAUAGGUUAUGCUUACUUCCUCUUCACAUCAAGGGAUCCGACAUACCAAGAUCUCAUGAAGAGGCUUUUUCUUUCACGUCAGAGGAAGAUUUUUAAGAAGCGAAACUUUGAUAUUGAUCGGUUCAACGAAUUACAGAGGCAGCUGAAAUCUCCCCUUGAAUGUAUUAGAGAGGUAGAGAUGAUUAUAAGAGGUUGAUAAGUGAUAACCAAUGAAGUUUUCCCUUUCAGCUGCCGUGAUUGUAUCUUUCCAUUGACUUGCAGAUAUCCAUAUGUUUUUGUUACCUUUUUGCCUGUGGUGGGUUUAUUUAGCCUGGUAACUAUGAUUAUGUACUGGUAUAGCUAUUGACAGCUCUAAUGGUCGCCACCGUUCCAUUUACCGACUCUUAGUGUACGUGUAUAGGCAAUGAACGGCAAUGUUGCCUGGUGAUUCAGUUUUAA